AUGCCGUCGACAGAACUCCAGAAGCAGACGACCGCCCUGCGCAAGUCGCACGCAAAGUCGGCCGCCCCGGCCGUUGCGGCGAGCAGGCCAUCCGCCUAUGAAAUCAUGGCCGCCCGCAUCGCCAACCGUGUCGCUGAAAUGGCCGAGAACAUGACUUUCAUCGAGCGUCCCCAAGCUGCUCCCGCACCGGCGGUGCAGGAACAGACCAUUGUCAACGGCAAGAAGCAGCCGCGGAAGCUUGAGAUCCGGUUGCAGAACUCUGCACCCGACCAGGUCUCUUUCUCUGCGCCUUUCCUCGACAACACCCUGUCGAAGAUGCUGGCUCUGCAGAACCGCAUGCUGCAACUCGGCAGCGAACUCUCCAAGGACGAGUCCAUCUCCGAGGAAAUCAAGAAGGAGCAGUUCGCCCAGAGCGCCGAGCUGAGCAGAGUCAUCGCCUUGAUCUGCGCUGAGAAGGCCAGGCAGGGUGGUUAA
Messenger RNA from Lasiodiplodia theobromae, 474 nucleotides. RefSeq lists its product as uncharacterized. The coding region runs from base 1 to 474 and encodes 157 amino acids. The transcript is spliced from 2 exons. The record is from RefSeq and is a predicted model, not a curated record. NCBI's taxonomy places the organism in Eukaryota, Fungi, Ascomycota, Dothideomycetes, Botryosphaeriales, Botryosphaeriaceae.